AUGAAAGGCAGCAUUCAGGCUGAGGGAGAGGUUGUUGCAUUCAGAGAGACUCCUGGACAGGUUGUGCUGCAGAAUGUCGUAUACAACAGUAUGAUACUCAGGGUGGAGUGUACAGGAUGCUUCCUUCUCUAUCCAACGCAUUUAUUUAUUUAUGAAGGCAAAUUACUAUUUUGCAUAAAUACAGAAACGAACAAAAUAAUAAGCAUAAAAGAGAAUACAAACAAAUUGCUGGAGAAUAAGACGAUUCGUCUUUCUGACUACGCAGAAUAUGCCGCAGAAUUUGGAUCAGAAAUCAGGCAAAUUGCUACUGGAACAAAUAGGCUCUACAUUCUGUUGGAAGAUGCCAUUCCAUGCUACAGUUUCAGUGGUGAAUUAUUCAGACGUGCCAAUACGGUCACAUUUUCAAGACCAGUCUCCCAAAUUGCUGCCUACGAUGAUGACCUGAUUUUCACUGACUCUGACAAGUACGUCAUGUCCCAUUGCAACAGCCACUCUUUCGACUUCCGUCGUCCCAGACUCUUUCAGUUUAACAACACCGUCUACAUUUCAGAGGGAUCAACCCUCUUUCUCUACCGAAACCGUGACAUGCAUUCUGUUUACACCAGCACUGAAUACAUCAAUGAUGUCGUAGUCUCAAAUCAGGGCGGUCUCCUGAUCAUCGAGGGAAAUGCGAAGUUUCUCACUGGCUUCUCUAACACCAAGAAGUACAGCAUUGCCAUUUCUGCCCCAGUUGCAUUUGUUGGUGACAAUUUGUUCUACGUUGAUUCAAAUGGUGUUCUUGGUAACACAAUGCUCCCUAUGAUGGACAGAUCACUUGAUAGGGAAUUCAGGAACAAACAGGUUGAAGAGGUGAAGGUUGAUUUGAUGAAUUCAGAAAGUGAUGAAAUAAUCAGAGGAAGGAAGACUAGGGAAGAAGAGCCAUUUGUAGUAGGAGGAAGUGGUUUAGGAAUCAGAAAGAGAAACAAGGAUCAUUUUGAUGUUACUAAAAAAGGAAAACAAUUCACCAAUAAGGUAUCAGAGAAUGUGACUAAUAAUGUUAAUACUAGUAAUAUUACUACCAAUAUCAACACCGAUAUAAUUAGUAUUCAAAGUAAUACAAUCAAACUCAAUCCAACUACACUACUACUCCAAUACAAUAAUACUGGCUACAUGUACCUAAUUAAGAAUGAUAUCAGUAAUGUGAUCCAUAUCAAGUAUCAUGAUAGUGAUAUGAUACCAGUGGAAAUGAAGAUGGAUGAGUCAAUCACACUGGGGGCAUUCUGUGGAUCAAGGUGCAUUUUGGCUGAUUCAACCAGAAUAUUCCACAACAACAGUGUUAAACAGUUCAGUGGAAUCAAAUCAGUUGGAAUCAACAGCAAACUGAUCUAUAUCAUCAACAACAAUCUUCUGAGUGUGAUUAACAGUGAUAUGGAUACCAUCCAUGAGAUAUAUUGCACCUAUGAUAACAUCCUGGUCUAUGAUCACCACAUUUUGAUGUGGAAUAGCAAUCAACUCCAAUUAAUGACAACUGAUCUACACCUAAUUCAUCAAUAUCAGAUCAGUGGAAUCAGUUAUGUUGGAAUAACUGAUGAUAAACUCUACGUGAAGAGUGGUAACAACCUAUUUGUUGGAAAUGGUGGAGUAUUGUACUUAAUCAAAUCAAUAAGUGAGACGGUGCUAGGAGUAAUUGAUGGAUAUGCAGUGGUAAGGAAGAGUAACAGUGAUGAUAUAAACAGUGUAGAAUACAUUGAACUGGGGGAGAAUACCAAAAAAGGAAGAAACAUGGAAGACGUGGAAGACGUAAUUAGUUUGUGUGAGAAAUACAGCAUGGAGAAUAAGACAGUUGAGAACAAUGAGAAUAAGGUAGUCAAAAAGAAGAUAGACCCCAAUGAGUGGUAG
Molecule: messenger RNA, 1878 nt
Organism: Enterospora canceri
Lineage: Eukaryota; Fungi; Microsporidia; Enterocytozoonidae
Source: the annotation of a GenBank genome assembly